AUGCAAUACGGACCUGCAGAACUCCAAUCAAGCGUAGAAGAAAUCAGAGUCAUGCACCUGCCGUUCACAACCGUUGUUAGCCUUCUUGCGGUAUUUACUGUUGCAUUCGGCGCUCCAGUUAACCAACCAGUUGGAAUCAUUUGGAAUAACGUGACAGAGGGCUCUUUAAAACUAAAUGAACUUGCUAAAAUACUUUUAACUGAGGAGCUCAGUCAUUUGAAAACUGUGGAAAGAGUUGUCAAAGGGCCAAGAGUGCUGGUGGAAUCCACAGACAAAUGUGAUCCAAAAAACCUAAGAGCAGAUUCAAAGCCUUGCCUUGAGAAGAUGGUUUCUGCUCUGAAGAACUACUGUACAGUAUUUGGGAUAAUUAGUCAGUUCAAGAAUAACUGUGCAGAAGUUGGAAAGAAGGUGAACACAGUAGUGAAAGAACUCCUUUUUGAAUUGAAGGAGCCCCAUCCUUAUUCAGAAGAGAAUUGGCCGGAAGUGGAGCGCUGGGAAGAGCCAGGACUGUGCCGUGACAAUAUUGAGAAGCUGUUCUCCUUCUCCAUCCUCAUGGCUCGGGUCUUUGCCCCUGGUGAUCCUGCAACACAUAUAAUGGAUUAGCCUAAAUAUGGUAUCUAGAGCUGGGAAGCAGGCCACAAUUGAUUCGUCAUCUGUGAUUGAUUCGUCAUCUGUGAUCUGUUUCAGUAUUAGACAACUUAGUAGUAGAUGGACAUCUACAUUCAUUGUAGGAUCAAUUUGGUCAAAAUAGUCAGAAAAGACUAGUAACUUUUGUGGUGUUGUGUGUUAUUACAAUGUUUCAUAAACAUUUCAUAAACACACUUAUGUAUCUGCCUGUGUUCCACUAUGGAACAGUUUAUAUUUAGGAAUGUAUUUAUAUAAUGUAUGAAAUUGUGAAGUAACUUAACAUAUUUUUAACUUAUUUAUUUAACUUAUUUAAUUAAUGUUAACACCUAUUUAUCUGCCACUGUAAUAUUUUUUAAACAAAAUGUAUUUAUUCUUGUAUAUCGUUCUCCGGUGUUAAAUUGCUUAAAAAAAUUAACAACUUUUAACUUUUAACUCUUGUUGUGAUAUCUUGUUGUGUCAAUAAGGUGUCUAUUUACAUCUACUGUAGAGGUGGAUUGACCAUCUGGCAGUUCUGGCAAAUGCCAUAUGGGCUGGACAAUUUUUUUAGUUGGCUGGGCUGGUCAAA
Messenger RNA from Coregonus clupeaformis (lake whitefish), 1192 nucleotides. RefSeq lists its product as uncharacterized. The coding region runs from base 1 to 603 and encodes 200 amino acids. Lineage: Eukaryota; Metazoa; Chordata; Actinopteri; Salmoniformes; Salmonidae. The transcript has 4 exons. The record is from RefSeq and is a predicted model, not a curated record.